AUGCUGAAAGACUUCAUUACAAGGAAUGAUGCUACUAUUCAGAGUCAAUCAGCAUCAAUAAAGAACUUGGAGAAUCAAGUAGGGCAGUUAGCUGAUGCCAUGAGGAGCAGACCUGUAGGCACACUGCCUAGCAACACUGAAAAUCCAAGGGGAGAAGGAAAAGAGCAGAUCAAGGCUAUAGCAUUAAGGAAUGGAAAGGCUGUAGAUGAACCAGACCAUAUUAAAGACUACCACAAGAUGAAGGAGUCAGAAGGCCAGAACGAAGUAGAGCAGGUUGUUGUGGAAGAAGAAAUUGGAGAGCAACAGGUUGACAAACAGACCAAAAGUCCAGAACAGAAUGCUGCAGUAAGAAAGCAGCAUAGUCAGCCUGCUGACAAAGCAAGUAGACCACCACCUCCUUUUCCUCAGAGGCUUCAUAAGCAGCAAGAUGACAAGCAAUUCAAAAGGUUCAUGGACGUGCUGAAGCAAUUACAUAUCAAUGUUCCAUUGGUAGAGGCUCUUGAACAGAUGCCUAGCUAUGCAAAGUUCAUGAAAGACAUUUUGUCAAGAAAAAAGGGAGUCAAGGAAUAUGAGACAGUAGCUCUCACUCAAGAAAGUAACAGGUUCUUGAACAAGUUACCACCUAAAUUGAAGGAUCCAGGGAUUUUCACAAUCCCUUGCUCAAUUGGUAACACCUAUGUUGGGCAGGCACUAUGUGAUCUUGGUGCAUCCAUCAAUCUUAUGCCCAAGAGUAUUUUCACCAAACUGGGAAUUGGAGAAGCACGUCCAACCACUGUCACCCUACAGCUUGCUGACAGAUCCAUCACUUACCCAGAAGGAAUAAUUGAAUAUGUGUUAGUAAGAGUGGAUAAAUUUAUAUUUCCUGCUGACUUCAUUGUUCUUGCUUUUGAAGCAGAUAGGGAGGUACCUUUGCUCUUAGGUAGACCAUUCCUAGCUACUGGAAGAACUCUUAUUGAUGUUGAAAAAGGAGCUCUGACUAUGAGAGUCAAUAAUGAGCAGAUAACUUUCAAUGUGUUAAAUGCCUUGAAGUAUCCAAGUCAAAAGAAGGAGUGUGCUGCAAUAAAAGAUGCUGAUGAAGAGCUGCUACAGCAACAGGAGACAGAAAUUGAGAAGGAGCCCUUAGAAGUUGCUAUAGCAGAAGAAGGUGCAAUUGAUGAAGAGGAGGUAGAAGCAUGUCUAGCUUGGAUUGAUGCCCAACCAGUGAUGCCAUUCAGAGCAAGACACUUUGAAUCUCUGAACUUGCCAGGAAGAAAGACUCAACCACCAAAGCCUUCAGCUGAGGAACCACCAGUGCUAGAACUUAAGCCACUGCCUGAUCAUUUGAGAUAUGCAUACUUGGAAAAAAAAUGA
This is a messenger RNA of Gastrolobium bilobum, 1350 nucleotides long. RefSeq lists its product as uncharacterized. The record is from RefSeq and is a predicted model, not a curated record. Lineage: Eukaryota; Viridiplantae; Streptophyta; Magnoliopsida; Fabales; Fabaceae. The coding region runs from base 1 to 1350 and encodes 449 amino acids. The transcript has a single exon.